Molecule: messenger RNA, 1773 nt
Organism: Cornus florida
Lineage: Eukaryota; Viridiplantae; Streptophyta; Magnoliopsida; Cornales; Cornaceae
Exons: 6
Coding region: 657-1622 (321 amino acids)
Biological process (GO): double-strand break repair via homologous recombination; DNA damage tolerance
Cellular component (GO): Smc5-Smc6 complex; nucleus
Molecular function (GO): ubiquitin-protein transferase activity
Source: RefSeq, a predicted model, not a curated record
GGAGGCUUUAGUUAUUGUUUUUCAGGAGGUCAUUUCUCUUCUUAAGGAUUGUUUAGGUGCCUCUUUGGCUUGGGUUCCUCCUCAGGGAGGAAAUGUUGUAGUUCAUGUUUUGAGCAAGAAGGCUCUUGUAGCAGCUCAUGGUGACUUGGAAUGGAGCAUCUGGCCCAAGUGGUUAUUGGAUGCCCUUCACUCCGAUUGUAAUUUUCUUUCUUCUAUGUGAUUGCUUCCUAUUUGGUGUCAAAAAAAAAAAAAAAACAAAAAACUUACAAUCCCAUUAACAUGUGUUUACAUUAUUUGGGAGAUUCUUAGCGCAACUAAUUUGCAAUUUUCCCGAAUGGGAAAUUAUAAGAUGUUGUGAGGAGCACGUGAAUCUCCUCUCCUUUCCGGCUAUAAAGGCCCUGGCUUUCCCGCCACCUCUCGAGACGCAUAACCCCUUGAAUUUUCCCAGGAGAUCUAUAGUUUCUCAUCAGAAAUCUUACCUUUCACUCCCAAUAUUCUGCUAGGGUUUCUCAACCAUAAUAUAUUCUCAUACUUCAUGUGCCCUAAUUUUUUCUCGAAGAUUUCAUUUUUCUCGCUGAAAUUAGGGUUUCUGAACUGAUAUUGGAGUCGAAUUCCAACUUGUCUCGGUUCGUGGAACUUGUUUAGGGUUUUCGAAAAUGUCGACUACAUUAUGCUGGAGACACCACACGCUGAUUCAAGUUCUACUAUCUCGCGGUCCGCUCAAGGAGGAUGAGUUCCACUCUAUCUUCUCCAACGUUACUGGGAAAAGUCCAGGUACUCAUCAACAGCUUUUCAACGAUUUUCUUCUAAAGAUAAACAAGGAGCUCAUGUAUGUUCAGUUUGAGUUGCGGGCCUGUAGAAACCAAUAUGAUGGCAAUGUUUAUUAUGGUGUAGUCAAUAAUAUUGCAGAUGAAGAGUCGAAGCUUGGAACAAAAUACACAGUGCCUCAGAUUGCUUUCUAUAAGGGCAUUAUAGAAGCCAUUGUGCAAGAUGCGACUGCUCGGGGUAGCAUAUCAAAUUUAGAUGCUCUCAAUAUACGAUUGGAGAAUCAGGCUCUGACUGGAACUGGGUCACAGUCACAAGCUGGUCCAUCUCAAGUCCCCCCAGCAUUUAGAAAUUUCUCAUUAUCUCAAAAGGAGAAAACUCUUGAGGAACUUGUGCGGGAUCAGUGGCUUUGUUCCACCCCAGAUGGUAACAUUGGACUUGGUGUUAGAUCUUUCCUCGAUCUGCGAAGUUGGUUCCGUAAUAAUGAUGUUCCUUCGUGUGAAGUUUGCAAUGAGGCUGGACUAAAGGCAGAGUUAUGCCAUAAUGAAGCAUGUACCGUUCGAAUUCAUAAAUACUGUCUAGGAAAGAAAUAUUCUCAAAGAAAGGUUGAAAGAGUUUGUCCAGGUUGUGGCACUCAGUGGCUGAUCCCAGUGUCCAAAACAGAAGCUGUAGAGGAAGAGGAUGAACCAAAUGUACCCUCUCAGAACGGGCGACCUCCACAACCCUUCACGCGAAAGAGGUUGAGAACAGGCAAGAGUGUUGAUGGAGCCGAUAACGCUGGAUCUGGUUCCUCUCAGGCUUCUUUGCUUGAUUCUGAUACAAGGAGGAUAACUCGGAGCUCUGCUCGACUGAGAUAGAUAUGCCUCUGAGCUGCUUGUACAUAAGAUUACCUGUUUAAGUAUCCUAUUUAUUUUGCCUGCCCUAACAGAGUCGUCGUCAUUGGAAUGCUGUGAAUCUGCUUUUUGGAAACCCGAUUAUCAAACUUAAUAUUAUUACCAAUUUCUUGAA